Hansenula anomala is the source of this 1250-nucleotide messenger RNA. RefSeq names its product isocitrate dehydrogenase (NAD(+)) IDH2 (gene IDH2). Bases 23 to 1132 code for a protein of 369 amino acids. Gene Ontology annotation, biological process: tricarboxylic acid cycle; isocitrate metabolic process. The transcript has a single exon. The record is from RefSeq and is a predicted model, not a curated record. Gene Ontology annotation, cellular component: mitochondrion. Gene Ontology annotation, molecular function: magnesium ion binding; NAD binding; isocitrate dehydrogenase (NAD+) activity. NCBI's taxonomy places the organism in Eukaryota, Fungi, Ascomycota, Saccharomycetes, Phaffomycetales, Wickerhamomycetaceae.
CCCACCACAUUCCCAUCACAAGAUGCUUUCCUCAAGAUUAUUCUUCAGACCUUCCACUCAACACAUCGCCAGAAGAACUUACGCUACUCAAGUUGCUAAAUUCAACGGUAAGAAAAACGCCAAUGGUAAAUACACCGUUUCUUUCAUUGAAGGUGAUGGUAUUGGUAUUGAAAUCUCAAAAGCUGUUAAAGAAAUCUACGCUGCUGCUAACAUCCCAAUUGAAUGGGAAUCUUGUGAUGUCACUCCUUUAUUAGUCAACGGUCAAACCACCAUCCCACAACCAGCUGUUGACUCUAUCUACAAGAACUUGGUCGCUUUGAAAGGUCCAUUAGCUACACCAGUUGGUAAAGGUCAUAAAUCAUUAAAUUUAACUUUAAGAAAAACUUUUGGUUUAUUUGCCAAUGUUAGACCAGCUAAAUCAAUUGCUGGUUACCCAACUCCAUAUGAAAAUGUUGACACUGUCUUGAUUAGAGAAAACACUGAAGGUGAAUAUUCAGGUAUUGAACAUACUGUUGUUCCAGGUGUUGUUCAAUCAAUCAAAUUAAUCACAAAAGAAGCUUCAGAACGUUGUAUCAAAUAUGCUUUCGAAUAUGCUAGAUCAAUUGGUAAACCUCGUGUUUUAGUUGUCCACAAAGCUACCAUUAUGAAAUUAUCUGAUGGUUUAUUUGUUGAAACUGCUAAAGAAGUUGCUAAACAAUUCCCAGAUGUUGAAAUUGAUUUCGAAAUCAUUGACAACACUUCAUUAAAAUUAGUCACUGAUCCAUCUAAAUAUUCAAAUGUUGUUAUGGUUAUGCCAAACUUGUACGGUGAUAUUAUGUCAGAUUUAGCUUCUGGUUUAAUUGGUGGUUUAGGUUUAACUCCAUCAGGUAACAUGGGUGAUAAAGUUUCCAUCUUUGAAGCCGUCCAUGGUUCAGCUCCAGAUAUUGCUGGCCAAAACAAAGCUAACCCAACUGCUUUAUUAUUAUCAUCAUGUAUGAUGUUGCAACAUAUGGGUUUAGAAUCAUAUGGUGAAAAAAUCCAUAAAGCUGUUUUGAAAACUAUUGCCUCAGGUAAAGAAAACAGAACUGGUGAUUUGAAAGGUAGUGCCACCACUUCUCACUUCACUGAACAAAUCAUCAAAAACUUGGAAUAGAUUUCUAAUAGUUCUUAAACACAAAACAUUUAUGUUAUUUCUUUACUUAAUUAUUUUUUUAUUUUUUUGAUGACCCUUUUUCUUACACAACAUAUAUACUAGUACCAUAAAACUAUAG